This is a messenger RNA of Manihot esculenta (cassava), 1166 nucleotides long. RefSeq lists its product as uncharacterized. Bases 400 to 606 code for a protein of 68 amino acids. Lineage: Eukaryota; Viridiplantae; Streptophyta; Magnoliopsida; Malpighiales; Euphorbiaceae. The record is from RefSeq and is a predicted model, not a curated record. The transcript has 3 exons.
AAUCUCACAAGUUUACCUUCGUUUUCUAGAUAGAACCCUAACCAAAAACCGCGUCCCCAGUGUCCUGAAAAUCUGUUUGGAAGAGGUUUUGAGGGUUCAUUAUUGAGGCUCUCCCCCCUGAUUUUUCAUAUAUAUAUAUAUAUAUAUUUUUAUCAUCGUUUAUCUCUCUUUACCUCUCGCGACGUCCGAUAGCCACCCAGGUUUCACCGUCGUUUCGCUGUCUCAUUAUUCUCCGAGGAGCUUCCCACCUCAUUCGCAGAUUUAGAAUGCCAUAUUUGUUGAAGCAGCGCUAGGAAGGCAGAUAAUAGGAAGGAGGAAGAUAAGGAGAAGAUAUAAAUUUGUGGCUUCUUGCAUUGAUUUUGGUAAGUGCUGAUAGGCAAGAAGUGAAGAAAGCAAACAAUGAAAGUCUCAGAGAUUUCAUCACCAGCCAUCAAAACCAGCAGUAGCAAUGUGAUUAAGCCAAAAAAGCCCCCCUUCAGGCCAGCUCAGGACGACACUAAACCUCCACUCCAAGAUCCUAUCCUGAGAUCAGACCCGAUUGAGACCGAAGAAGCAGUAUUGAAAUUGCCUCCUUUCCCCACUGUCAAAUCCAAACUGCAAUCUUAGCAAGUCUUUCUAUUUUUCCUUCCAUAGGAUGGAAUGCUUAAAGAGGACACGUUUUAAUCUGUCUGUCUGCAUUUCCCCAUAUAAUUUCCUUUCCAAGCAAAUGAAAACAAGAAGUGAGAUUUUCUUUCUAGUAGAUCAAGUGAUGAGUUCAUUCUGGUGAUGAAAGUAUUUGAUUUGCCACAAAAUUUCUACAAUUUGUUCGAUUCUUGUUCAAUAUCCUUGAAGGCAUGCCAGAUGUAAGAUAUUAGAGAUUUAAUGAUCCAGGCUAUACUGAGAACAGUAGCAUUACCUGAUAAGUCGCAUAUCAUCUGGCCACCAAACUUUGUGACUUUUUUAACUGCGGGAUCAAAAUUUGUAUUUUCUUUGCCAAAUUUCUUUUGUGUACCGUGUACUCAUCAUAGACGGAAUUGCACAAGACUCCCUGAAACUGCUCACCCAUUUUCAACAUUUGUAUUCAUGUGUAUUUCUGUCUAAUUGUGUAGAUGAUGGCAUAAGUGUUAUGUUCAAGUAUCAAAAUCAUCUGGAAUAAAAAUAGAUGAAAUUUGUUGGAUUGCCGUUAA